This is a messenger RNA of Orussus abietinus, 588 nucleotides long. Its product is annotated as cuticle protein 7. Bases 105 to 485 code for a protein of 126 amino acids. The record is from RefSeq and is a predicted model, not a curated record. Lineage: Eukaryota; Metazoa; Arthropoda; Insecta; Hymenoptera; Orussidae. The transcript has 3 exons. Gene Ontology annotation, cellular component: extracellular matrix.
GAUCUAUCUUUAAUUUCGGCCGGAACAGCGUCUGCCGUCGUCUGCGUCGGCCUCUCGCCAUGGGCUAAUCGCGGCUGCAACUGCAUCCUGGAUAGUUUUUACCAAUGUUGGUGGUGGUCGCUGUUAUGGCCAAAAGUAUAACAGCGGAACAUCACGCGCACUCGUUCCAACAUUUCCAUGGUCCUGUCGAAGGACAUCACCAGGAAGUGUCAUGGGUUGACAAGCAUGGCCACCAUCAUCAUGACUACGUAGCCAAACCUCAUUACAAGUUCUCGUACGGAGUGGAGGACCACCACACCAAGGACAUGCACGGCCAUAAGGAGCAUCACGACGGCGACCACGUCACCGGUGAGUACGUGGUCCAUGAACCCGGCGGUAACGUGAGGACUGUGAAAUACCACGUCGACAAAUACGGUUUCCACCCCGUCGUCCACAACAGCAACGGCAUCGACCAUGGCGACUACCAUCACAACAAGCACCACUAAAAAAAAAAUCUACGAUUGAUAUUGUUGAGUUUCUGUUUGUUACCCCCUUGUUAUUAUACGGACGCACAGUGCCCAGAGAAUAAUCUGGACAGUGUCAUCCGUA